CAGCCCCCCGCGGUGCGGCUCUCGGGAGCCCCGAGCGGCGCCGGUGACGUCGUGGGGGCGGGCGGCCAAUCAGAGGCGCGGGGCGGGGCGGCGCGGCGGACUCGGCGGCGGUUCGCUCCCGGUCCCGUUGCGGCCAUGGCCCAACACGGCGGCCCCGCGGUGCUCCCGGAUAACCCAUUCCAGGACCCCGCCGUGGUUCAGCACCGGCCCGGCCCCGACAGCACAACGCUGGACGCCUAUAAUCCCUUCGAGAGCGGCGCGCCGCCGCCGCCGUACCGCGCUCUGCCCGACGCUGCGCCGCCGCCACCGGGAACCGCGCAGCCCCCGAGGAGACCGAGCCCAACCGAACCGCGCAACUACGGCUCCUACGGGACGCAGGCUUCGGCUGCGGCUGCCACGGCCGAGCUGCUGAAACGGCAGGAGGAACUGAACCGGAAGGCGGAGGAAUUGGACCGGAGGGAACGGGAGCUGCAGAACGCGGCGCUGGGGGGCAGCGCUGCCCGAGCCAACAAUUGGCCCCCCCUGCCCUCCUGCUGCCCGGUGAAGCCGUGUUUCUAUCAGGACAUCCCCGUGGAAAUCCCUGCUGACUUCCAAAAGACGGUCACUGCCAUGUAUUACCUCUGGAUGGCCAGCACCGUCGCUCUGCUCCUGAACUUCUUCUCCUCGCUGGCCUGGUUCUGUGUGGAUCCUUCCUCAGGUUCUGGUUUCGGUCUCUCCAUCCUCUGGGCUCUGCUUUACACACCCUGCUCCUUCGUCUGCUGGUACCGGCCCAUGUACAAAGCGUUCAGGAGCGACAGCUCAUUCAAUUUCUUUGUCUUCUUCUUCGUCUUCUUUGCCCAGAAUGUGAUGUACGUCCUGCAGGCAAUUGGGAUCCCAAACUGGGGGUUCAGUGGUUGGAUCGUGAGCCUGAUAGCGGUGCGGGUGAACAGAGCUGUGGCAGUAAUGAUGAUCCUGGUGUCUUUGCUCUUCACAGCGCAGGCAACGUUGGGUAUUAUCAUGCUGAAAAGGGUGAGCAGGGGGAGGAGG
This is a messenger RNA of Phasianus colchicus (ring-necked pheasant), 1026 nucleotides long. The record is from RefSeq and is a predicted model, not a curated record. Lineage: Eukaryota; Metazoa; Chordata; Aves; Galliformes; Phasianidae.